UCUGAGAGAGGAGGGAUUUCUGCAGAUGGGGGUCCAUAUAAAGAGCCAGCGAGUGAGGGAGGGAGAAGUGUGUGUGUGUGUGUGUGUGUGUGAGCGGACACUGGCGAAGCUCCAAGGCUGUUUGAAAGAGCAGAGAGAAGCAGGCGAGAUGUUGGGCUGUGAGGGUGGCGGGCCGAGGGUCCGGUCCUGGGUUACUCUGAUCUCGGGGCUGCUGGAGUGUCUGGGGUUCGCAGGGGCCGUUUUCGGCUGGGCAACGCUGGUGUUUGUGCUGAAGACCGAAGGCUACUUCAGCAGUCUGUGUGUGAACGCCACCAUCAAUGGAACCGCUGUGGAAGAUUGCAGUAGACAGGAUGAGCAGUUCUCCCUCAUCUUCACCAUCGCAUCCUUCAUGAUCAACUUCCUCACGCUGCCAAACGGCUUCCUGUUUGACCACUUCGGGACCACUGUUGCCAGGCUGCUGGGAAUAUCGGUUUACACGGCAGGGAUGUUGUUAAUAGCCUUUUCCACUCCGGCGAGCUCCAUCCUGCUCUUCCCGGCUCUGUCCUUCAUCGCUGUGGGAGGAAUUCUGUUCCUGGUCACCAACAUGCAGGUGGGGAAUCUGUUCGGCGCUCACCGCUCCACCAUAAUCACUCUGUAUAAUGGAGCCUUCGACUCUUCCUCUGCGGUUUUCCUCGUCAUCAAGCUGCUGUUUGAGGAUGGCGUGUCUCUGCGAGUGUCUUUCCUCUUCCUGGCCUGCUGCAGCGUCAUUCAUCUGUUCCGCACGUUUGUGCUGAUGCCUUUUACUCACAUCCCGUAUCCGCUGCCAGAGAACUACAGCUACGGGGUGAACUGUGAAGUAACUCGGGAUGUUGCAAAGACUGAAAAUAACAUCCAGACUUCUGAGUCGGAGAAGGAAAUGCCAUUUAAAUUUAAAUUUCAAUUGAAAUUGAAAUUGAAAAUAUUUAAAGAGACUUCUGUCCCAGACCAAAACACAGUCACAACAGAGCGUAGUUUCAAGAGCUGUCUCCUGUCCUGGUUCUUCUUGUGGCAUCUGCUGUGGCUUUCUGUGAUGCAGCUGAGACACUUCCUGUUCAUCGGGACCUUAAACCCGAUGCUGAAUCAUCUGUCCGGUGGAGACCCAGGCCUCGUCAACAGAUAUACAAAUGCGUUUGCGUUCACCCAGCUGUGUGGGAUCCUGUGUGCACCCUGGAACGGCCUCAUCAUGGACCGCCACAAGAGAAAGCAGCGGGAACCAGGUCAAAGUGAGCGAGAAGCAGACCUGAAGGCGGCGAUAUUGUCUCUGUCGCUGACGGCGCUGCAGUGUGUGCUGUUCUCAGUGUGUGCCGCCACCCCCAUCCUUCCUCUGCAGUAUCUCACAUUCAUCCUCCAAGUGCUCAACAGAUCCUUCCUCUACGGAGGAAACGCGGCCUUCAUCAGUGUGGCGUUUCCAUCGGAACACUUUGGAAAGCUGUUUGGAAUGGUGAUGGCUCUGUCCGCUGUGAUCUCGCUGCUCCAGUAUCCCUGCUUCGCCCUCGUUAAAGGACCGCUGGCUGGAGACCCUCUUUACGUGAACGUCGGUCUGACCGUUCUGAGUCUCCUGGCCUUCAUCAACCCUCUGUAUGUUUUCCUGCACUGCCGGCGUCAGGCCGCCCAGAGAUCCUCAACAUAACGCUCCAGGCAAAGGGAACGUCAGCCUGACCUCUGACCUUUAAAACUGGUUUCUGUUACUUGUUAGUUUUUCUUUACAGAACUUAACAAAAAAGCAUAGUGGAAAGAAAUAUGUUACUAACCUCAGUGGCCUGUCCUGCAGAGGUCGACUCUUGACCGGGGUCAGUGUUAUCUGUGCUCAUCACAGUCAAGUCAAGUCAAGUCAAAUUUAUUUAUAUAGCGCUUUUUACAAUUGGUAAUUGUUUCACAGCAGGAAAUGAGCUCCUUUAUGAACUCCCUCAGGUAUAUUAUUGUUGGAUCUUGCGGUGCGAUCAUGCACGUUCACACUCAUGUGCGUAAGAAUAUUAUACACUGUAGGAAAACAAUCUGUGAAGGCUGACAUUCAAAAUAGGGGUAAAACACCUGUGAAAACCAGAAAUGUCUUUUAUAAUAACAUGCUAGCUAACAAAAACAUGUUCUACUAACAUUCCUAUUGAGUUAUAAAAACGUUAUUUAUGAACGUUCCUUGAACGUUCAAAACGUUCUAAAAACUUAUUUUCUUGCUUAUGUGAACGUUAAGUAAACAUUCUAUUAUAUCAUUCCUCACUCCUCAUUUCCUAUAACAUGUCAGGAAAAAGGUUUAAUCUAUGUUUUUGUGCCAACUUUUUGAGAAAAUUAUUAAAGACCAGAUAACAUUGAACGAAUGUUCUAUUAAAGUCGUCAUGAAAUCAGAAUUAUUACCACACAUUACUAGUCUAACCACUCCAAUCCCCUCUAACCGUCAGAAUUAAACCCCGCCCUCUAUUCAAUAUUCAGUUUCACUUGGAAAUACGUGUCAGUUGCAACUUCCAGUUCAUGGGGACUUUACUGGAAGAACGUUUGUUCAUAACUUUGAGAGAACCUUUCCAGAACGUUCUGAGAACGUUCCUUGUUAGCUGGGAUAGAACAAUGUGACCUAUUUUAUGUUGCGUGUUGUUUGUUUAAAAAAUACAUCAUAAAGCUAGUGAUAAUCAUAAAGGGAACACCAUGAAAAUGUUUAUAUGACAUGGAUAUUUUGGCUAAAUGGCAGAAAUGUCUGCAGAUGAAUGUGUGACGGGUACAUGUUUGCUGUGGGAGCCUCUGCUGGACACUGUGUGAAACACAUCCUCCUCUCACAGAGCUCUGUACAAAUAUAUCAGGAUUACUCCAAAUAAAGGGAAUUUUUGUAUAA
Megalobrama amblycephala (Wuchang bream) is the source of this 2836-nucleotide messenger RNA. RefSeq names its product equilibrative nucleobase transporter 1-like. The coding region runs from base 26 to 1648 and encodes 540 amino acids. Gene Ontology annotation, biological process: transmembrane transport. Lineage: Eukaryota; Metazoa; Chordata; Actinopteri; Cypriniformes; Xenocyprididae. Gene Ontology annotation, molecular function: transmembrane transporter activity. The transcript is spliced from 13 exons. The record is from RefSeq and is a predicted model, not a curated record.